Messenger RNA from Phyllopteryx taeniolatus (common seadragon), 9070 nucleotides. RefSeq names its product collagen alpha-3(VI) chain-like. NCBI's taxonomy places the organism in Eukaryota, Metazoa, Chordata, Actinopteri, Syngnathiformes, Syngnathidae. Gene Ontology annotation, molecular function: protein binding; serine-type endopeptidase inhibitor activity. The transcript is spliced from 44 exons. Bases 193 to 8892 code for a protein of 2899 amino acids. The record is from RefSeq and is a predicted model, not a curated record.
GCCACAACUCCUCUGGGUUGAGACCGGGAGAGUGACUGCUUGACUGCCUUUCCUAAAACCCUUUCCCCACCUUUCGGACCUUAUCAAAAGGAUAAUGACCACUAGUCUGCUUGCUAGCAUUUACAUCUGAUAGGUUAUUAUUCUUCAAUUUAAGAAGCAAAUAGUGUGGAGCGCCCGCAGCAUCCGUUCAGGAUGACGAGGCAUCGGUUGAUACCGCUAUGCGCCCUCCUGGGGGUCCUGUUCUCAGGAUUUCUCCCGAAACUCGAUGCUCAGGAUGCGCAAGAUUCCGCAGACCUUGUACUCUUAAUUGAUGGAUCGCAGAACGUUGGAGCAGCAAACUUUCCAUACGUGCGUGAUUUGGCGUUGAGAAUCAUUGAGCGCCUCGAUGUGGGCAGAGAGACCGUUCGGGUGGCCUUAGCCCUGUACCACGCCAACCCAGAGAUUAAGUUCUAUCUCAGUAGCUAUGACAGCAAAGCGUCCGUCCUGGAGGCUGUGAAGGAACUUAAAUACUCAGGGACUCCUCAAUCUAACCUGGGCCUGGCCUUGGAGGAAGUAGCCCAGAGCCUUUUGAGCGAAUCAGCAGGGGGCAGGGCAGAGGAGGGCAUACCCCAGAUGGUGGUUGUUAUCAGUGCUGGGCCAUCCACUGAUGAUACCGGUGCUGGUGACCGAGCCCUUAGGAGGGCCGGAGUUAUCACGUUUGGGGUGGUCAUCGGUAACACUGCCACUGGAGAUGUGGAAGCAGUCGCUACCGAUAGGUCGUUUGUCCUGUCGGCCCCUGAUUUCAGAACAGUGGCGAGCGUGGGUGACCAGCUGUCACCGUUGGUUCAGGGUGUGGUCCAGCGCACCAUUAUAGUACAGAAUGAGUUCACAGAAGCCUUGGCCGUUGGAGAAAGAGACAUCAUUUUCCUCCUUGACAGCACAAUGGGUGGCACAGUUAUCAACUCCGUACGUGAAUACAUCCGGAAGUUCAUCGACAUCAUGCCCAUUGGCCCGGACGGUGUGCAAGUGGGUUUGGCCCAGUUCAGCAACGUCCCGCGACUGGAGAUGGACCUCAACUCCUACGGAUCCAAGGAUGAACUAACGAGCGCUUUGGGUCGAAUCAAACCCAGACAGGGCCAGGCGGUCAACAUCGGGGCGGCUUUGGACUUUGUGAGGACUGACAUGCUCCGGCCUGACAAGGGCAGUCGCCUUCAACGAGGCGUCCCGCAGCUUUUGCUCCUGAUGACCACGAAAAGGUCCGCUGAUGAUGUGAGAGGGCCGGCCAGGGCUCUGCUGCAAAUGGGCGUGCUGACCUUGGCCGCCGGUUCGAAGACGGCCGAGGAGCAAGAGCUAAAGGAGAUUGCCUUUGACGAGAGUGUCGUGUUCAUGAUGAAGGACUUCCGUAUGCUACAUCGCAACCCGAAUCCGAUCAUGAACGCACUUUCUACUUUGGCUGGUAUCGUGGUGACUGAAGUGCCCACUGAGCCAGUGGUGGAAAUAACAACGGUGCAGACUCAAAAAGUGGUCAGAGACAUUGUCUUCCUUGUGGAUGGCUCUAACUACAUCGGCAGCAAUAACUUCCCAUACGUGCGGGACUUCAUGAUUAAUGUGGUCAAUCAACUGGAAGUAAACCCUGAGAGGGUCCAAAUUGGCCUCAUGCAAUUUGCCGAGCAGCCCAAAAUUGAGUUUUAUCUCAACACCCCACGUGACAGGCAAGAUGUCGUGGACAGGAUCACGCAACUCAGACUGACCGGAGGCUCUGUUUUAAACACGGGUGCAGCCAUGGAAUACGCUCUUCGCAACAUGUUCAGUACGUCAGCGGGCUCACGCAAGAGACAAGGAGUCCAGCAGGUGCUGGUCCUCAUCACAGGUGGUCCGGCCCAGGAUGAGAUGAAGAGUGUGGCUGACAAGCUGGCUCUUGAAGGCGUUCUGACCUUUGUGGUUAGUUCUGGGCAAGCAGACCAGGCCGUGCUACAAACGGUAGCCUUUGUUCCAGACUUGGCUUAUCAUGAGUCAAGUUUCUCUUAUUUGCCAGCAAUGGCUGAACAAAUCAUGCCAAAGUUAAUAGCGGUCGUCGGUGACACGGACUUGUCAACAGUUACUGAAGAACCCGUGGUUUCCGGAUCUGAAAGGGAUGUUGCCUUCCUUAUUGAUGGCACCGACUUCGUUCGGUCAGACUUUGCUUACGUCCGGGAUUUUAUCCUUAAGGUUAUUGAACCGCUUGACAUCGGAAGUGACAAAGUGCGAGUUGCGGUGGUUCAGCACAGCGAGAGGCCAACUCCUAAUUUCUACCUGAACACUUAUCAGACCAAAGAGGAGGUUGUCAGAGCUGUCAGUCAAAUGGCACUGGCCGGAGGACGCAGUCUCAACACGGGAUCAGCUCUGAAGUUCAUGCGGGACACUAUCUUGUCCGAGAGACACGGCAGCCGCAGAGCGCGGAGUGUUCCGCAGUUUUUGAUUGUUCUGACCGGAAGAAGAUCCAGGGACAACGUGAAGGAGCCUGCCAGUGUACUGAAGACCGAGGGGGUUGUACCAUUUGGCGUCGGUGUCAAAGAUGCAGACCAAAGGCAGAUCGAAGAGAUUUCGCACAACCCUUCAUUUGCCUUCAAAGUGAAGGAAUUCAACGAACUCGGCACUGUCCCUCAACAACUUAAUACCUUUGUGGGCCUUCCAAGAGCUGAACUAGACACCGUCCUGCGAGAAGCUGAGUCACAAGGCCCCCGGAAGGAUGUCAUCUUUGUCGUAGACGGAUCUGACGGCGUUGGACGGGAUUUCCCUAUCAUCCAGGAAUUCAUCCGUAGAGUUGUGGAGAAUCUGAACGUGGGUGAAAAUCAGAUCCGGAUCGGCGUAGUCCAGUUUGGCGAUUAUGCGCAGGCUGACAUGUAUCUCAACACAUAUUCAACCAAAGAAGACGUUUUAAAUUCCGUCAGGGGAUUAAGGCAGCGGGGUGGAAGACAACGUAACUUGGGCCAGGCCUUACAGUUUGUCAGUGAGGAUGUGCUGACAGCUGCACGAGGCAGUAGGAAACAAGAGGGUGUACCUCAGUUUCUGGUUGUCGUCUCCAGUGGGUCUCCAACUGACGAUAUCAAUCGUCCGGCAACCACCCUCAAGCGAUCGAGAGUUAUUCCGUUGAGCAUCGGUACCAGGGAUGUGAACCCUAAGGAUCUGCAAAUUGUGUCCUUCAUACCUAACUUUGCCUACACUGUAGAUGAUGUCCCAAGCUUGGAUACAGUCCAAGAAAACAUAAUCAACACGCUUACGGAAUUAUCCGACGAUGAUAUUGCAAGGAUGAUCCCACAAUUCCCAGUCUUUGAAGAAAUUGUACCAAGCACAGGUGGAGAAAAGAGGGAUGUUGUGUUUCUCAUUGACGGCUCGAGUACAGCACGGAAUGACUUCCCUUCCAUUCGGGAAAUGAUCAAAAGAGUUGUGGAGAAGCUGGAUGUUGGACUGGAUAAGGUCAGAAUAUCAGUUGUACAAUAUAGUGACGACGCCAAGGUAGAAUUUCUCCUCAAUGAAUUUUCCACCAAAAACGAAGUACGCCAGGCUGUAACACAACUUCGAAGCAGAGGAGGAAGUCUUCUGAACACAGGUCGCGCUCUUGAGUGGGUCUCUCGAAACAUCUACCAGAGGUCCGCAGGAAGCCGCAUCGAAGAUGGAGUGCCUCAGUUUUUGAUUCUAGUCACCGGUGGCAGAUCUACAGACGAUGUUACCACUCCAGCGGACCAACUUAAGAGAAGCCAUGUUGCACCUAUCGCCAUUGGUUCAAGGAAUUCCGACCCAGACGAGCUGAGGAAAGUUUCCCUGAAGCCUGAACUUGUAUACACAGUUGACAAUUUCCAGCAGCUUCCAGCCGUGGAGCAGCAACUUAUUGAUUCAGUGAAAACAAUAUCUGCUACUGAUAUCAUCGAAAGCUAUCGCCCGCCAGAUGUGCUCUUGGAUGUGUUAGACGUUGGGCGAAAGGACAUAAUUUUCCUCAUUGAUGGCUCAGACAACACAGGUGUCACGGGUAUCGCUCACAUCCGUGACUUUAUCCUGAACCUUGUCCGACAACUUGACGUGCAGCCUGACCAAGUGCGCAUAGGCCUUGUCCAGUACGCGGACCGAGUCAAACCAGAGUUCUCGCUCAACUCGCAUGAUGCCAAGCCAGACGUUAUCACGGCCGUUAGAAAACUUCGUCAAAUGGGAGGCCGCUCCUCCAACUUGGCUGAUGCUAUUGAAUAUGUCAUACAGAAUGAAUUAAAGCCCUCUGCUGGUGUUCGUCCAGUGGAGGCCUCCCAGCAUCUUGUGGUUCUCACAGGCGGACGUUCCCCGCAAGAUGUGUCUCUCUAUGGGCCUUUGUUAAAGGGAUCCAGGGUCAACUGUAUUGGCAUCGGAGCAAGUGGAGCAGACACAAGACAGCUCACCCAAAUUGCCAAGUCCCCGGAAGAUGUCCUUCAGGUUCCUACGUUCCCUGGCCUGCCGGCAAUCAGCGACAGGUUCGUUGCAAGACUGAGGGGGACCCUCCCUGUUGACCCCACACCAGAUGAGAUUCCCACACAAGGCCUGCCUGCACCCAAGAAGGCUGAUAUUGUGUUUUUGGUGGAUGGCUCCAUAAAUCUGGGCAGAGAUAAUUUUAAAAAAGUGAUGACAUUUGUUGCCGAACUAAUAGAUCUGUUCUACACUGACAGAGACAACCUAAGGAUUGGACUGGCACAUUAUGGCACUGACGUGUCGGAUGUGUUCUACCUCAACACCUACAAAAACAAACCAGACAUUAUUAGCGCCAUCGAGCGUGCAGAUUAUAAAGGGGGACGUAGAACCAACACAGGGGCGGCUAUUCAGCACAUUCAAAAUGUUCACUUCUCUAAGGAAAAGGGCAGUAGGAAAGAUGAAGGCACACCUCAGAUCCUCAUGGUCAUCACGGGAGGACCAUCUUCUGACGACAGCAAAUCAGCGAUGCUCGGCUUAAAGAAGACUGGUGUGAGAGUCUUUGCUGUUGGAGUGGGUGACACGGAGAAUGAGUUAGAAACCCUCGCCAGUGACUCCUCCACCGUGGCCAGAGCCCGAACCUUCCAGGAGCUCUCUGAGCUCAAUGAGCAAAUCCUGGGGACCUUAGAUGACGAAGUGAAGGGCAAGCUGUGUGUUGGUGUACAGGAAACUCCCAAAGCCUGCAACCUCGAGGUGUUAGUGGGGUUCGACGUUUCUUCCCAAAAUAUCUUCAGUGCCCAAACCAACCUCCUGGGAAGGAUGGCUGCCAUUCUGCAGAGGAUCGCCAAAAUGUCAACCAUCAGUUGUUCAUCGGGGCAAAUUCCCUCCAUUCAAAUCGGCAUGCUCGCCAUCGACUCCACUGGGCAGCCAGUCCAGGUGGACUUCUCCGACAAUGCCGACAAGCUUAUGGACGCCUUUAGAGCCCUUCGAGCGCGUGGCCCCUUCGUCCUCAGCAGCAAGACCAUCUCGGCUUACAACGACAGAUUCAGAACCAGACAAGAUAAUACUGUCAAGGUUGUUAUUCAUCUGACUGAUGGUAUUGAUUCACCUUAUCCUGAAAUGAAACGGCAAGUUGAAGAGCUCCGGCAGUCAGGAGUCAACAGUUUCAUCCUGGUCGGGCUGGAACGGGUGCUCAGGUUUGAGGAAGCUGCGUUGUUGGAAUUUGGCCGUGGCUUUAGGUACACCAGACCCCUACGACUCAACAUCCUAGACUUGGACUACGAGCUAAUGGAGGAACUGGACAAUAUUGCAGAGAGGGAGUGCUGUGGAGUGCCAUGCAAAUGUACAGGCACAAGGGGAGACCGAGGGUCCAUAGGAGCCUCAGGGUCUAAGGGUGGUCAAGGUGGCGCGGGAAGUCAAGGGCAUCCUGGAGACGAGGGUGGACCGGGAGAGCGAGGUCCUCCUGGUGUGAAUGGAACUCAGGGUUUCCAGGGAUGUCCCGGACAGAGAGGUUUAAAGGGUUCUCGGGGAUACUCUGGAGAAAAGGGUGAAUCUGGAGAAAUUGGCCUGGACGGUAUUAACGGUGAAGAGGGCAAAAGUGGAGUGGCUGGGCCCUCAGGAGACAGAGGACAUCCUGGCAGAAGAGGUCCUAAAGGCAUCAAAGGCCAAGCAGGAGACAGGGGAGAAAUGGGAAUCAGAGGAGACCCUGGUACAAGUGGAAGUGAUAACGCUCGAGCCGGACCCAAAGGAGACCCUGGUGAUGCUGGACCUGCGGGCGAGCCUGGCGAGGACGGAAACAAGGGAGCACUUGGAGAACCAGGACGAAGGGGAGCUGAUGGGAGACGAGGUGCACCGGGACAAGCUGGUAAUGCGGGACCACUUGGAGUUGAAGGUGUGAGGGGAGAACCUGGAAUCGGAGGAUCCAGGGGUCCAGCUGGACCAAAUGGUGCACCAGGACCCAGAGGAGAGGACGGAAAUCCUGGACCCAGGGGUCCUGGGGGACGCCCGGGUGCUUCGGGAGAAAAGGGAAGAAGAGGAGCAGUCGGUCGCAAGGGAGAGCCUGGAGAUCCAGGGAUUAAAGGUGUUGUCGGACCCCUCGGACUGCGUGGAGAAUCUGGGGAAGAUGGCAGAGAUGGCUUUGGCAUCUCAGGGCCCAAAGGACGAAGGGGUGACGAAGGCUUUCCAGGGUUCCCAGGGCCAAAGGGAGAAGCCGGCAACGCAGGAACCAAAGGUGGACCUGGUCCUCGAGGAAAUCGUGGACAGAGGGGCGUUUCUGGAAAUGCUGGUACACCAGGACAGAAAGGAGAGGUCGGAUAUGCGGGACCUUAUGGUCAGAAAGGACCGAGAGGACCGGGUGUUGUGCAAUGUGACCUCGUCAAGAAGAUCAGAGACAAUUGUCCGUGCUGUUACGGUAAGCUGGAGUGUCCUCUGUACCCGACCGAGCUGGCCUUCGCCCUGGACGCAUCCAACGACGUGGGCCGCCCGGCCUUCAACAACAUGCGGGACGCCGUCCUGCGCCUACUGCGCGACAUCACCGUCUCUGAGAGCAACUGCCCGAGGGGCGCCCGCGUGGCGCUCACCCUGUACAACAGCGAGGUGACCACCGAAGUGCGCUUCGCCGAUGCGCUGAAGAAGCGGGAGCUGCUGCGGCGCGUGGAGGGCCUGCAGACGCUGCAGACCAACAAGCGGCGCAGCCUGGAGGCGGCCAUGAGCUUCGUGGCUCAGAACACAUUCAAGAGGGUGCGCAGCGGCUUUCUCAUGAGGAAGGUGGCAGUCUUCUUCGUGGGCGGCUCGGUGGGGAACGCGCAAGCGGUGACCAACGCGGCGCUGCGCCUCCACGACGCCGGCAUCGCCACCUUGUUCUUGGUCAGGAGUGACGACAGAGCCCUCAGUAGAGCCUUGCAGGUGAACAACACAGCACUGGCCCAGGUCAUCGUCUUGCCAAGCCCGGGAAGCGCACAGUUCGAUUCGGUCAUGAGAAAAGUCAUGAACUGUCAUCUCUGUUUUGACAUCUGCGCUCCGGACCAAAUGUGCGACUACAUCCCGCCGUCGUCCGGUCGAGACAGACGGUCUUUCACCACCGACGUGGACAUCGACAUGGGUUUCGUGGUGGACAGCUCGGAAAGCACGUACCCCACCGUCUUCACCGAGAUCAAACGCUACAUCGCGCACAUGGUGGAGCACCUCCAGGUGUCCUCCAGCCCCGGGAGCUCCGCUCACCACGCCAGAGUAGCUGUCGUCCAACAAGCGCCCUAUCAGUUCCUCCACAACCAGACCGAGUCUCCCCUCCACGUGGACAUCGGCCUGACCGAGCACCAGUCGGCGCAGGGUAUCGUCAAGUUCUUGCUCGAAAAGACGCCCCAGCUGGAAGGCGGGCGCUCGUUGGCGGCCGCCAUGGAGUGGACGGUGGAGCACGUUUUUGAAAAGGCGCCCCUGCAGCGUCCCCGAAAGGUGUUGAUGCUCUUCGUAACGGGCGGCGUGGAGGAGGAUGAGGAGCAGCUGGUGCGCGUCGCCACUGAGGUCAAGUGCAGAGGCUACUUUUUGGUCAUCUUUGGCGUUGGCGAAAAGCUGAGCGCCGCCGACACCCGUGUCUUGGCCCGCAUGGCCAGCGAGCCCUCCGACGUCUUCUUCAAGAGACUGGACGCCAUCUCGCAGUUUUACGACAAGCACCUGCUCACCUUUGGACAGAUGCUGCCCAAGUACAUCAGCAUUGAGAAUGCUUUCUACAUGUCCCCCGAAGUGUCCAAACACUGCAAGUGGUUCCAGAGCGACCAGCCCCUAAAGAACCCUUUUACCACUUUAGUACAACAACACCAGAGUCAGAAGAAACAUCAUGAAAAGCAACAAGAAUCUCAUCCAGUAAAGCACAAAGUGACGGACACUGACGAGCUUCACGUGUCCAACGUGACCCGAAGUGGCUUCAGGCUGCGUUGGACCAACCCGGACCCCAAAAACUUCGUCUACUUCCAAGUGACGGUGACGCGACUGCACGACCACGCCUUGGCCAUCAAAACCAACGUGUCGGCUUCCGAGCUUUCCGUGGACAAGCUGGAAAGCGGGCAGACGUACCACGCCGUGGUGACGGGUCACGGCGCUGACGGCCACGUGCUCGCCACCCACAAAGGCAUCGUCACCACAAAGUCAGCCGUGCAGCGACCAAUCAUCAGCAGCCACGUCAUCACUGCUCCAGUAAACACACCACUGGACAAACCGGAGACGGUGCCGGAGCCUCAUUCUCUGGAGCAGCAAGUGGACAAGGCGGCGCUCCACCCAUCUCCAGCGGCCUCCACAGCCGUGGACAUUUGCCAGCUCCCCAAAGAGGAGGGCACGUGCGCCAAGUUUGUCCUCAAGUGGCACUACGACGCUCCCACUAAGAGCUGCGCACGCUUCUGGUACGGAGGCUGCGGCGGUAACCAGAAUCGGUUCAACACACAUGAAGAGUGUGCGAAGGCUUGUGGAAAACCAGCGUCCAUCAACCAAGGCGUCAUCGCUUCAUUACGAACAUAGGAGACGGAUCGCACCCAUGGCCAGCCUUUACCUGUGUUUUGAGGAGAACAAUCCACACUGGUCAUAUUGUACGAAUGGAGGCUGCACUGGAUUCCACACAAAUGGACUUGCCCCCGCCCCAAUAACUUGGGCUGGUCAUUUCAUUUCAUUUUUUUUUUUUUUUUUUUUUUUUUUUUUU